UUUUUUUUUUUUUUUUUUUUUCAAUUUUUCUAGUAAUUGCGUGUCAAAAUGUAUCGACAAGACGUCAAAUAGAACAAGUCAAGAGAUUGAUCAAGGGAUCGGGCAAUUGAUCAUAUUGAAAGGUAACACUUCUUAUGAAGCACGCUCCGUUGUUUUACGAGAAUGCCAUGCAAUCUUUGCGACUGAAUCUUAACCCCAAGUUGGGCAAUUCUAAGUCUUCUACUAACUUAGUAGAAGAUUCAUUGGCCAGAGAAUCGGAUGUUACAGUUUCCACCAAUAUUACCCUGUACGCUGAAUACAAGGGUUUCUUCAUCUAUGUGUUGAGUGCACUUGCUCUAGGUUGUUGGAUCGGAUGGACCUUGAUACCAGAAAAGGUCCUUACGGAUUACUUAUCGGUGCAUUACUACCCCGAUAAAUAUUGGUCAUUUGCAAUACCUUCGUUUUCUUUGAUUUUAAUGGUAUAUAUCUAUCUUGCUCUUGCAUUAUACAACACAGAGGUCAAGACCUUGGAAAACGAUGAUAUAAGAAACUUUGUUGAUGAGUUCACUACCUUACCAAGCACCUUUGAAGAUGACAAAGCAGCUCAGGUAAAUGAAUCGAUUGAUUAUUUGUAUAAGGCUCCUAGUGGGGUUUGGGAUCUACCAGUAACGUUGGUGAAUGAUGUGCUAUACAAUGAUUCACAUUUAGAUGAAGAAUAACGAUACAAAGACCUAACUGACUAACUACGUAUUUUUGUUUUAACGAAU
Molecule: messenger RNA, 746 nt
Organism: Hyphopichia burtonii NRRL Y-1933
Lineage: Eukaryota; Fungi; Ascomycota; Pichiomycetes; Serinales; Debaryomycetaceae
Gene: GPI19
Product: phosphatidylinositol N-acetylglucosaminyltransferase
Exons: 1
Coding region: 135-698 (187 amino acids)
Source: RefSeq, a predicted model, not a curated record